CGCAAGAGGGCGGGCUUUACGGAAUACAGGUAGGGGGAAAUAUCACUAGCUCACAUCCAGAACGUUCUAGACAUUCUCGAAGAGACAGCGGGGUAAUGGCAAGCGACAAGAGUUUUACUGACAGCUUUAUAGACGCGGACCCAGCGCGAGCUCUUGAGGAGCUGAACGUGGCUUUAGGUGAGAAGGCGGACCAUGCGGAAUGGCUGUGCCAACGAGCAUAUGCACAUAUCUUGCUCAAAGACUAUAACAGAGCAGUUGAUGAUGCUAAGAAAGCACAGGAGCUUCAGCCUGGUAUGACGCUUGCAUUUUUGAGAACAGGAAUUGCAGAAUAUCAUCUUAACAACAUCAGUGCUGCCCACCAGGCCUUCACAGCUGGAAAAGGAGUUGAAGGUGCUAAUGAAGACUUUCAAACGUGGAUCAAGAAAUGUGAAGAGAAAAUGGCAACACAAGACCAAAACGGAACCUCAAAUUUGCAAACUGCAGCUCCACAUGUCAAACACGACUGGUACCAGACGGAAUCUCAAGUCACCAUCACCCUAAUGGUAAAAAAUGUCAAGAAGGAGGACGUCAGCAUCACAUUUAAGGAAAAAGAGUUGAAAGCAUCGUUGAAACUUCCAUCUGGAGAGGAUUACUGCCUAAAUAUCCACCUGCUACACCCUGUGGUUCCCGAGCAGAGCACAUACAAGAUCUUCUCCACCAAGGUCGAGAUAAAAAUGAAAAAGACGGAAGCCAUCCGAUGGGAAAAGCUGGAAGGCGAAGGCAUCCUUCCCAACUUGAAGCACUUUUCUCCCUCGCCGAACCAAUACCCGUCAUCCUCCCACUACACCCGCAACUGGGACAGGUUGGUGGGUGACAUUAAGGAGGAAGAGAAGAAUGAGAAGCUAGAGGGAGAUGCAGCACUGAACAAGCUGUUUCAGCAGAUCUACUCCGACGGCUCCGACGAGGUCAAGAGAGCCAUGAACAAGUCCUUUAUGGAAUCAGGAGGCACAGUUCUCAGUACUAACUGGACAGACGUGGGAAAACGAAAAGUAGAUGUUAAUCCCCCCGAUAAUUUGGAAUAUAAACAAUAUUGAAGGAACUCGUCCCGCUGCUCUCAUCAGCCGUACAGUUCCAUAAUCACCUCACAGCCUUGUCCUUCACUCUGUUAUGUUCACAUUAUCUCCUCUUCACAUUCACCCUGAACUUCAGACCCAAAUGCAUAAUCACACGCUACGACUAACAGUCACGGUGAGCACUUGUUUAUCGCUCAUAGUCGUUCACCAGCGACACCGAAGAUCACCGAAGGACCACUUUCUGAUCGUUUAAACAUGUCCUACACCUGCGGUUUUUCUUUGCUUUCAUAUUGCCUGAAGAACAGCUGUUUAGAUCAUCUCGUCUCAGUCUGACAUCAUUCAACUUUCUGGAAUAUCACUCAUCAAUCGUCAAGUAGCCGUGCAUCAGUAUACAAAUUCUUACAAUGCAUCAUGAAUUGUGUUUUCCUUGAAUAUUAUCAAAACAUGCUGUAAAUAAAAAAAAUAACUUUU
This is a messenger RNA of Tachysurus fulvidraco (yellow catfish), 1523 nucleotides long. It is a transcript of the gene sugt1, whose product is annotated as SGT1 homolog, MIS12 kinetochore complex assembly cochaperone. Lineage: Eukaryota; Metazoa; Chordata; Actinopteri; Siluriformes; Bagridae. Gene Ontology annotation, biological process: protein stabilization. The record is from RefSeq and is a predicted model, not a curated record. The coding region runs from base 96 to 1073 and encodes 325 amino acids. Gene Ontology annotation, molecular function: protein-folding chaperone binding. The transcript is spliced from 13 exons.